AUGGAUUCAAUCACAGAUGUUGCAGAAAUAGAUAAUCUAGCGAUGGAUUCAGCUAUAGAUUUAUUUGAAGAUGUAUGUCGAGAAUGGUAUAUGUUGGCAUUUGAUGGAUCCAUGUGGUCAAAUUUAGAUGUAACUCCUUUUUAUCAACAUAUUUCUUCUGAUCAAUUACUUUGGUUAAGAUGCGCUCAAUUAACACCAAUAUCUAUUCGAGAAUUAGCUAAAUAUUGUCCAAAUAUUCAUACCAUAAAUUUAUCCGGUUGUCGUUCACUUGAUGUAAAAUCACUUAAUCAUUUAUUAUCGAAUUUACCUAAUUUAGAAGAAUUAGAUCUAUCCGGAUUAAAAUUUAUAAUUAAUACCACUUGUCACAUCUUAGCUAGAAAAUGUAACAAAUUAAAGAAAAUCAAUUUAAAUUGGUGUCAACCUAUUAAUUCUCAAGGAAUUGAAAUCUUGGUUAAAUCUUGUCGACAAUUAAUUAGUUUAAAAAUUAAUGGUAUUAUUAUGUCUGAAUCAAACAAAACUUUAAUGAUUUUAAUUGGUAAAUUACCUGAAUUACGAAAUUUAUCAAUAGCCUCAUAUUUUGAGUCAUCAUCAUCACAAUUAUCCCCUUUUAAAUCUCAAAUAUAUUCUCCUCCUCCAUUAACUUCUUUAAAUUUAACUAAUAAUCAAUUAUUAACUGAUAAAUCAUUACAAGAUAUAGCUGAUUAUUGUAGUAAAUCACUUACUCAUUUACAACUUUCCGGUUGUUUGGGAUUUACAAUUUAUGGAUUUAUUUAUUUGGCUUCAAAAUGUUUAGAAUUGAAAGCAUUAGAUUUAGAAGAUUGUUCAUGUAUUAAUGAUGAAGUAUUAAUUUCAUUCGCCAAUCAUCUUACAAAACUUGAAAGGAUUUGUUUAAGUUAUUGUGAAUUAAUUACCGAUGACGGGAUCAUCACUUUAAUUAGGCAAUGUACCAAAUUAUUUCAUGUGGAUGCGGAUCAUUGUCAAUUAAUUACUGAUGAAAUUUUAAGUAAUAGUUAA
Diversispora eburnea is the source of this 1014-nucleotide messenger RNA. The record is from the annotation of a GenBank genome assembly. Lineage: Eukaryota; Fungi; Glomeromycota; Glomeromycetes; Diversisporales; Diversisporaceae.